CUAGCCCGUCCACCAGCGGCGCGGGCCGGGUUCCGCUCUCCUUGACAUGCGCAGUAAGCGAGAACGCGGAAGUCUCAAGUGAGUAAGCGCCGGCCGCGUAACUAAGAUGGCGGCCUCCGUGAGGCGCUGCGCCGUGGCCUGGCUGGUCCCCGCCGCGGGGCUGCUGGCGCUGCUGACUGGCCCGGGGGCGCUGGGGAAGCGGAGUGAAGUGACGGUGCUGACGGACGGGACGUGGCGGCAGCUGCUGCAGGGCGAGUGGAUGAUUGAAUUUUAUGCUCCCUGGUGUCCUGCCUGUCAGAACCUGCAGCCUGAAUGGGAAAAGUUUGCUGAAUGGGGGGAAGAUCUUGAAAUUAACAUUGCAAAAGUGGAUGUCACAGAACAGCCAGGUCUGAGUGGGCGAUUUGUCAUAACAGCACUUCCCACUAUCUAUCAUUGUAAAGAUGGAGAGUUUAGGAGGUACCAGGGCCAAAGAACUAAAAACGACUUCAUAAGUUUCAUCAGUGACCAAGAAUGGAAGUCUGUUGAACCAGUUUCUUCUUGGUUUGGUCCUUGCUCUGUCCUGUAAGUAUCAGAUACUGAUAAAAUCAUACU
Molecule: messenger RNA, 591 nt
Organism: Chrysemys picta bellii (western painted turtle)
Lineage: Eukaryota; Metazoa; Chordata; Testudines; Emydidae
Source: RefSeq, a predicted model, not a curated record